CAGGAAAUACAUUUAUACGGAAGUAGAGGAAGAAAUGGACACCAAUCAGUCGAAUAAAAAUGUUUCUAAGUUGAGCGAGCUGUGACUUACUUUGAAAACAAGUUUCUCUGGGGAGAGAGAGAGAGAGAGAGGGAGACCACUGCCUCUAAAACGGGUCACAUCUGGGGAGAGAGAGAGAGAGAGAGACCACUGCCUCUAAAACGAGUCACAUCUGGGGAGAGAGAGAGGGACCACUGCCUCUAAAAUGAGUCUGUCUGGGGAGAGCGAGGAGAGAGGCACUGCCUCUAAGAGGAGGUAUUCUGAGAGAGAAGAGAGGGCCAAUGCCUCUAAAAAUAGUUUGCCUCAAGACACCAGUAAGAGAGACCAUGUUGGCGAAUGUUGUGUCAAGUCUGGACCUGAGGACACCAGAGACCAUGGUGGAGAGAGUUGUAUCAAGCCUGGACCUGAGGACACCAGAGACCAUGGUGGAGAGAGUUGUAUCAAGCCUGGACCUGAGGACACCAGAGACCAUGGUGGAGAGAGUUGUAUCAAGCCUGGACCUGAGGACACCAGAGACCAUGGUGGAGAGAGUUGUGUCAAGCCUGGACCUGAGAAAUGGAUUCCUCAGAGCUGUAAGACUUGUGACCAUGUUGAGGACUCCACACACUGGCUUCAGAUUGAACCCUUGACUUCCACUGUCCAGGGAGGGACAAUGUUCAGACACAGGACACCCAAAGGGAGUUAUGAGUGCACAGUGUCUGGGCUCCGCUGGCUGUGUGAGAGAGAUGUCAUUCUGAAGUAUCACCUCAGGAACUGGGAACCCUACAGUCAACUUCUGAAAGACAUGCGUACCGCACAAGGUGGUCCAUUGCUGGACAUCACUAUGGAGUUAGGUGAACUGGAGGAAGUUCAUCUGCCACACUUUGUCUGUUUAGGGACCAACCCUUCCCUGAGGAAUGAGAUGAAGAUUCUUCAUGUAGAGGAACAUGGAGUGUCUUUAGAGGAAGUGCAUGAGGUCACCAGAUUCCAUGCUAAGAUUCUCCAUCCCAAGUCCUCAUCGGUCUCUGUUGUACUGAACAAAAUCGCCUGUUGGAACGUAGAUGUCCACUGUGACGUGAUCCUCUAUUUGGCAGUAAAAAGGUCAACAGUAAUUUCAAGGCUGUACCUGCUCCUCAGAAACUCCAGUCAGAAAGAGGCUGUUCAGGACCGGGAGAAAAAUCAGCUGUCCCAAGGAUAUUCUGAAUUUCUCCUGUCAAGUCCAAACGGGUCCUUAAAGCUGAACAAUUGGUUUGCACUCAAGAAUCCCCUCUCCACCUCCAUCAAUCCAGAGAAGAUUCAGCUGUUACCUGCAGACACCACACCAAGCUGUUGUAAGAUGAUAAUGGGAAACACAGGGGUUGACAUUGAGAUGGAGUUAAUCGGGGAUGAUGAGAAGACAGCGUGGAGAGAUAUGCUACAAGCAGAUCAAUACAUCACUGACACCCAUUCAACUAGUGCUGUGUUGGGGGCAGGGCGUCCGGCUGAGAGCAGUCUGACUGGUUCUGCAGAGCAGCAGCUGCGUUCUGUACGGACAGAGUUUGUGAAACGAGUGUCAAGACCUGUCCUGGAUGUUCUGCUGGAAAGACUCCUGCAACACACAGUCAUCAACCAGGAGGAAAUGGAGUCAGUGAAGGUGAUCGCUGAGAGGGCAGAGAAGGCACGUGACAUCAUCGACAUGGUGUUGAGAAAAGGAACUGAGUCGUGUUCCAGGAUGAUCAACCUUCUUGGGGAGCUGGAUCCCUGUCUUUGUUCACAGCUUCAGAUCAAUGUUAGGGUACCAACCUAAUGGUAGAAUGGAUAGUAACAGUGUUGGGGUACCAACCUAAUGGUAGAAUGGAUAGUAACAGUGUUGGGGUACCAACCUAAUGGUAGAAUGGAUAGUAACAGUGUUGGGGUACCAAAUACAAAAAUAACUGUACAAAUGUUAUGGAGACACAAUGUUGUGUAAAAAAAACAUUGAAUAUAAUUGGAAUAAUUUGGACUGGGGAGACCUACUCCUAGAUCAACACGCCUAUUCAAUGUUUAGGAUUACCCUGAAUGCUCCCCCCCCCCCCCCCCCCCAAAAACAGGAUAGGGACCUACCUGAAUUUGUCCAAAAUAUAAAAAAAUCCAACUAUUUGCAACAACUAUUUUGUUUUCAAAACGCUGUGCUACUGUGGGUGACUAAUGAAUACACCCCUGAUCUGACUGGGCUGUAAAUCUUUGUCAAAAAAAUGCAGCAACCUCCACCACCCUCUUCAGAGGACACAUCUCUUAGUUUUUUUCCACAGCUUUUUUACUACACAUACAUACAUAUGCAUGUAUACACACACAUUUGCCAUAUAUAUUCUUUAUUGAGCUGUGAUGUUUUACUCAAUGUUUGAAUCUUUCUAAUCGUAUAGUAUCCACAUAUUGUGAGCUGAAGAUGAAAACCUUUCCUGCGAGUAUUAUUAUAUAUUAUUAGAUAGUAUUAUUAUAUAUUAUAUUAUAUAUUAUUAUAUAGUAUAUAUUAUAUAGUAUUAUUAUAUUAUAUUAUAUAUUAUUAUAUUGUAUAUAUUAUAUAGUAUUAUUAUAUAUUAUGUUAUAUAUUAUUAUAUAGUAUAUAUUAUAUAGUAUUAUUAUAUAUUAUUAUAUAGUAUAUAUUAUAUAGUAUUAUUAUAUAUUAUUAUAUAUUAUAUUAUAUAUUAUUAUAUAGUAUUAUUAUAUGAUUUUCUAACCAUUCCUGAACCUAUGACCAGAAACUAGCUACAUCAGGGCAAUACCAGAAUAAAUGAUCUAUUUAUUCUGUCUCUUCGCAACAAUAUCUACAGAGCUGAGAUUGUUGUAUUGUUGCCCCAUAUAUAUAGCAUUCUGUAAGCGGCAAUAAUUUUAUAUAAUCAUUUAAAUUGAAAAACUCGUUGAAUUAAGUGUUGUUGUUUUUUUGUACCAGUUCAUAAACCAUGUGCCAUGGAAUUGGUAAAUCGAAAAUCUCCUCCCAUUUAUUUUUUGUCGCAGCUGUCAACAUGUUUGCCCUCAGAUGAAACUGGUAUAUUUUUCCAUUUAUGCCAGUUCCUUUCAGCCAAUUUGUAUCUUUAACCUGUCUAGGACACACGUUCCGCUAGCAACAACAUUCCGCUUAAAAGGCAGCGCGGAAAAUUCAAAAAUAUAUUUUUUAAAUAUGUAACUUUCACACAUUAACAAGUCCAAUAGAGCAAAUGAAAGAUAAACAUAUUGUUAAUCUACCCAUCAUGUCCGAUUUAAAAACGUUUUAUAGCUAAAACACAACAUAUGAUUAUGUUAGAUCACCGCCAAGUCCAAAAAACACCCAGAAAAAUAAAUUCUCUGCCAUGUUGGAGUCAACAGAAAUACGAAACUACAUGAUAAAUAUUCCCUUACCUUUGAUGAUCUUCCUCAGAAUGCACUCCCAGGAAUCCUAGUUCCACAAUAAAUUGUUGUUUUGUUCGAUAUUGUCCAUUAUUUAUGUCCAAGUAGCUACUUUUCUUAGCGCGUUUAGUACACACAUCCAAACGCUCGUGCAGGUCCAGGCGAACGUCGGACGAAAACUAAAAAAAAAAUUAUAUUACAGGUCGAAUAAACUUGUCAAACUAACUAUAGAAUCAAUCUUUAGGAUGUUGUUAUCCUAAAUAUUCAAUAACGUUCCAACCAGAGAAUUCCUUUGUGUCUAUAGAAAUAAUGGAACGCAAGUCGAUAUCAUUUGGAAUGCGCGUGACCAGGACCGGGCACUCUGCCAGACCACUGACUCAAACAGCUCUUAUCCGACUCAACAUCACAGUAGAAGCUUCAUUCAAUGAUCUACAGACUGUUGACAUCUAGUGGAAGGCGUAGGAAGUGCAAACAGAUCCAUAUCCCACUGGGAUUUCAAUAGGCGAUGAGUUGAAAAUCGACCAGCCUCAGAAUUCCCACUUCCUGUUUGGGCUUUGCCUGCCAUAUGAGUUCCGUUAUAUUCACAGACAUCAUUCAAACAGUUUUAGAAACUUUAGAGUGUUUUAUAUCCAAUAGUAAUAAUCAUAUGCACAUAUUAGCAUCUGGGACAGAGUAGGAGGCAGUUCACUUUGGGCACGCUAUUAAAGUGAAAACGCUGCCCCCUAUAUGGCAGACAAACAAGUACCUUCUCCCUUUUCCACUUGCCUCCUCCAUUUUAAAGUAGUGCUGCCGUAAGUUGGUUGUAAAUGUGGAUUGAACAGACAUUCUGAUAUAUUUUCAAUAACUGCAUAUGUGACAACUCCAUUUCUAUUCAUAAUAUCAUAAAUAAAUAUAAUACCAUUUUUUUUUUAAUUCAUAAAGAAUGUUUUUUUUUUAAAUUAAUCAAUAUAUUUGAGUUUAACCAUUACAUUUGUUGAACUAUUUUUUUCUACCUUUUACGGAGUAUAAAACUGAAAUUGUAACCAGCUUUGUAUGGCUUGUUGAAGAAAGGGCGGUACUUUUAACAAAAUGUAAUUUUCAAUUAGUCAGACAUGAGAAGUUGUAAUCUGUAUAAAGGCAAAAAACUAUUUUUAAACAAAGGAUGAGAUUUUCUUAAUCUACUGGAGAACCAUUUUGGGUUUAAUUAAUUAUAAUUUAUGUAUGAGGGAAGAUUUUAGUGAGAGGUUUAAAGCUUUAAUUUUAGCCCCCCAAACUCAUAUUCAUUAUUUAAAUGGGCACGUUUAAUUUUGUCUGGCUUAGCCUUCCACAUAAAAUUCAAUACAUUUUUCUAAGCAAUUAAAUAUAGUUUUUGGUUCCUAAAA
This is a messenger RNA of Oncorhynchus mykiss (rainbow trout), 4721 nucleotides long. Lineage: Eukaryota; Metazoa; Chordata; Actinopteri; Salmoniformes; Salmonidae. The record is from RefSeq and is a predicted model, not a curated record.